UCCAUCUCCCCUCCGUCACACUGGCCCCCAACAAUGCAGCCUGGGGUCCGAUCUAUAUACCUAUUCUCGUAUCUCGCCCCUUCGGUCUUUUGGCCCCCUUAGCUGUGCAUGCAUAUCCGCCUAGCUACGCCCCGUAGUCCGAAACGUGAUAGCCGACGAGGUGAGGAGAUAGUCAAACAAAUCAAUAUGGUAUAUUUGGCGCCAGAGGCACCUUUGUUUAACCUUUCCCGCCGGUGCAUGCAUUCUUCUUUAGUCGCCCUUUCCUCCCGCAAUCCUGCUCCGUUCGCGUGGUAAUUUGUCAUUCUUCCUACUCAUAGACCUAAUUAUUCAAACCUUAAUGUCUUAUUAUUAAUUUUCGUCUUCGCUUCUUGAAGACCUGUUUCCGCUGCAAUGAACUCGAAAAAAUUGUUUUCCCGUCGGUUGAAGCAGGAACCCUCAGAACCAUACUAUCGGACAGGAGGACUACUCCCCAUUGAUAUGGGCCCAAGUAACUUCAGUAACGGCCUCGAAGAAAAGACCACCUCCAGCGCUGGACGACGACGCCUGCCGAACCUCAAGAUCAUACCCCCAGACCCCAAGCAAUUCAACCUGAGUGCACUGUCAUCGCAACACAAUGCUGCACUGGCCAGCUCCGCAUCCAACCUGAAGGCCGUCUUCAGUGACAUGAUUCGCUCUCCAAUAUCAGUCGCCAUCGUCUCCCCCGACCCCAGUCUCACACAUAAACCCCUUCCACCACGACCGCGAUCUGUAUCUCUACCACCUACUCCAGACCUACCAGCCGAACUACCUGGAUCCAUUCUCCUGGACAAUCAGGGGUUUCCACCAUGCGCAGCUCCCGAAGCCUCUAUACCCACGCGUCCCGUUUGGCAGAAUAUCCGACGGGAGACGGAUCCCACUGAUAGAUACACGGAGGAUCUAGGAGAUGUUUCUACUCUGUUGUGUCUGUUCCCCAAGCCACUCAGCCAUGCAGGAAGUAGCCCUGAUCUGAACAGUCCACAUAGCACGCUCAAGUCAGUUCGCAGUAACAACACCCUCAACGCGAGCUUCUCUGCCAAACCUAGUCCGUUGAAAGGGAAGGCAAUGCAACAUUUGAACGAAACCUGCUCGCGAAAGCGCUCCCGCCAAAGCUUACUGGAGUUGUCGCUAUUCACCGACAGCAAGUAUUCAUCAUUAGCGAACGAAGAUGCCAACAUCAACUUAAAAGACCAACUGGAUGCGAGCAAGCUUUUGCAACCAUCACCGAUUGCUGUAGAAAGCGUGACUUGGGGGAGCGAGGCGGGAAGUCUGGAGUUUCACCGAAGAGAUUUUGGCGCGCCUACACUUACUCCUCCAAUGGUUCCAAGCAAGCAAAUCGAAGAACUUGUGGCCACUGUUACAACCCGAGACCAAACGAUACUCACACUCCAGUCGCACUUGGGCAGUUUGAGAGCAUCGCACGAGGCACAUAUUGCGAGCUUUGCGGAGACAUAUGCGGCGGAAGUGGCUUCGUUGAAAAAUCAUGCACGAGUGUUGGAAGAGCAAUUGUUCCAACACGCUUCUGUACAUCAUGCUCCAAGCAACGAUCUCUUGUUUCUGUUCGAUACUACCGCACCACCAACGCCGAGUUGUGAAAGCUCGCGUCACACUUCAAGUAUCGAGUCCGCCGGCUCGAUUUCGCCUGUUCAAAGCGAUUUGGAAGGUCAGCAACGGUCGCUGCAACGGUCGCAACCUAGUCCUGAGAUGGAGAGCCUGAAGCGCCGGUUGAGCACGUCGCGUCGACCGGAUACAGCGAACCGCAAUCUCCUCCCUGAGCUGAACCAGUUCAAGCAAAACAAUGCCGCCUUGCAAAAGCAGAUCGAGUCGUUGAUGGCUAAGCUCAAUGAGUCGAAGAAGAGCGAGAGAACACUUAAGGAUUCGCUGCAAGAUAGUGAAGACAGGUGCACCCAAUGGCAAGACCAGGCAGUCAGGGCUGACAAGAUCGCAAAGAGCGCCAAAGCGUUGCAGAAUACUAUCGAUAAUUUGGAGAAUCGGCUUGAGAUUGCAAAUAUCGACAAGCUGGAUGCUGAGGAGCAACUUUUCAAUCUGCGAGUGCAACAGUGUCCGUUCGAUAUUGGGACGUCGAAGCCCCGGUGCCCAGCUGUUGCAGAGGAUGAUCAUAUGAAGGAUGCACACACGAGUAUGAGUACUGCCUACUCGACGGGAUCUCCCAGGAAUUCACAAGAGCCGAUAACCCUAUCUGCCUUCGCCGCCCAUAUGGAACGACUUCAAGAUGUGAUCGGGCAAAAGGACGCACAGAUCUCGGAGCUAGAGGGCGAGAAUGAAGAAUUGCGACAGAGACACAGCCAACUUGAGCAAGAGAACAAUGAGACCAACCUUCGACUGGAUAUACAAAGCGAGCUGAUUGAAAAGACGAGGCAAACGGAUACACACAUCGAGCAGCUACGAACCGCCAUCAUCGACCGCGAAGCAAUCAUCGGAGAGAAAGAGAAGUCAAUCCGUCUGGUCGAAAGACAGCUAGAACACCACAAGCUCCUACUCGAAGCGGAGAUACGAAAGCAUGCUAAGAUGACACUCCACGCCGCUGUCAAAGAUGACCCUCUUCCUGAACUCAACAUGCUUGCUGCGAAAGAAGAAGUGGACAAGUGGAUCAACAAGCUCAACCAGCGCCUGAAGAAAGAGAAGCCCAUGACCGAGGGACCGGUGCCAGGUAAUGCGCUCGAGGCGCAAGUCGAAGACAUGCGACAAGAAAUCGAAUUCUACGUCCGUGAAAUCAUCUACUACAAGCUGGACGUCAAGGGCUAUAAGAGCGAUAUCAAAAAACUGAAGAGGGGUACUACACAAUUGAACUGCUAUGGAGGCAAGACUAGUGAUCUUGAAUCCGACACGUCGUCGCUUAGACCGGCGCCUACAUCCAGUCGCUUGCGUUUCCCUGCUGCAACGUCUGAUGUUGGUGGUGUGGGCGCGACAUUGUCUGCUCGGCCGAUUCCUCCCUUCGCCAGGGGAUCGACGAACCGUCCAGUAACUCCACCAUUGUCCGGAUCUACCAGCAAACCAGGCCGCUUGCCAGCAGACUCCAAGAAGCCCACGGGCAAGUACAAUCCCCAACCAUUCGACGUCAAGACUCCUCGCACGCCGCACCGCAAAGUCGACUCCAAGACUGUGAACGACGUAGAAAAUGUCGACCCUAGUAUCUCUCCUCGGCCAGUCGUAAGACUGUCCCCACCAUGCGGGAAUCCCACACCUGCGUCGCCUGCUCGGGAGAAAUCUGGCGAUGUGCUGAUGGACUGUGCUUUGAGUACUCUGGCCUCGAAUAUGAAAGUGGAUGGUGUGGAUGGUUCGUGUAUGCGCCACGGCACGGCGGUGGAGAUGAUGAGUAGACCUCAAGUAUUGACGACGGGUGUGAGUUCUGGGAUUGAGCGACAGCAACCAGCACCAGCAGUGAGUCCGAAGAAAGUGAAAACGAUACCCGCUCGCCCGCCCCGGCCACAGCACGGCCUCUUCGAUACGCCCACAGCGAAUCCACAGAAUACAAACUCUAGACCAUCCAAUCCGCCCAACGAGACCGCUCGACUCGCCCUCGAUCACAGCCUCCCCACUACCUCAAUCCCACACACGCCCCAACCUGCCCCUGCAGCCGCAGAACCCUCCCCACCCCAGCAACCAGACCGCAAACCCAGCGCGCCGUCCACUUCCAACACGCCCUUCGUGAUCGCCAUGGGCUCCCCGCACAAUCCCACGCUCAAUCUCCUCGCUCCUGUGGCCUCGUCAAUACCCGCGGCGUGCUCGAUUACGAGGAAUUGCGCGUUGCUGAAAAGCGCGCCUUUGCAGAUGAACACGGUGUGUCCGGGGGAGUUGGGGGAAGGAGGGGGUGUGGAUGAGGAUGGAGUGCGUGGGAGGGAGGGGUUUAGGACGCCGAGUCGGAGGAGGAGUGGGAGUGUGGGGAGCGUUGUGACUGCGAUUCGGGUAUCGAGGCGGGAGAAAGAUGGAGAGAAGGGCGUUUAA
Dothidotthia symphoricarpi CBS 119687 is the source of this 3981-nucleotide messenger RNA. RefSeq lists its product as uncharacterized. The record is from RefSeq and is a predicted model, not a curated record. Lineage: Eukaryota; Fungi; Ascomycota; Dothideomycetes; Pleosporales; Dothidotthiaceae. The coding region runs from base 391 to 3981 and encodes 1196 amino acids. The transcript has 6 exons.